This is a messenger RNA of Drosophila santomea, 850 nucleotides long. RefSeq lists its product as uncharacterized. The transcript is spliced from 2 exons. The record is from RefSeq and is a predicted model, not a curated record. Bases 292 to 777 code for a protein of 161 amino acids. Lineage: Eukaryota; Metazoa; Arthropoda; Insecta; Diptera; Drosophilidae.
AACAAAGAAAUAUUAUGACCAGAAAUGGCAUGCAUUAAAUGCGAGAAUGAUCAAAUAAAUACGUAAAAGGCAAUACAAAAAUUGAAACAUUAAAAAUAAGCUAAUCGCUUUUGUGUAUCCAUCACGCAAAUUUUUAUAGCACUCAUAAAAAUACGAAAACGCAAAUGAAACAGAGGAACACCGCAACGAACAAAAUGCAAAUGGGCCAUAGAAGGCGAUUUGAAUGACAAAACGAACACCAAUCGAGUCUUCAUUGGUGAUCUUCACUAAAUUCGUCUGAGACUCGAUCAGAUGUCCUGUCACCGAUUUUCAGGAGGAGGACACCACCCGCCUGGAGGUCCGCCUCCCCCUCGCCAUCACCACCACCAUCGUGGCAGACAUGGUAGUGGUAGACACUGUGGACACGGUCACCAUUGUUUUCCACCACCCCAUCAUUGGCCCCAUGGACAUGGAAGUCACUUUUGGGAGGAACAUAGUCCACCUCCACCACCACCCCAUUGUCCACCACCGGGGGGAUAUCUGCAUGUUGGUCACUAUUGGCAUGGUCAUCCUCCUCCGCCACCUUCGGUACCAUCACCACAUCAACCGCAACCAUCAGGAUCUCCACCACGAGGGUGUCCGCAUUGUGGUUGCCCAGGAGGCGGUCCACCUCAGAGUGGAUUGCCUGGUGCCGAAAGACACCCAACUCCCAACGAAACCCCAAACGACGAUAGGCAAGACAAACUGCCCACUAAUGAAAUACCUGGAAAGAACAAAUACGAAAUAAUUGAUCUUUGAAUCCAUAAUAGAUAUAAUAAUAUAGAGUAAUUGCAUUUGUAUCUGAGAAUAAACUUAUACAUAUGUAUAUCAA